AUGAAGUUUGACUUCAACAUGGAAAUUCCUUGGGUCGAACUCCAAGCGCCGGAAAAAGGUCAUGGAGGCUACCAAGGCCUUAACCCCCUCUCGGAAACUUUGCGAAAAGGUACCAGAACUGCGCCUGGCCGAAAAUCUCUCUCUUGUGAUAUUCUCGUUGAGCACGAUGUCGCAAUUGUCGUUUCAGAUGGCUGUACUCUUCACGCCGACAUUUAUCGACCACCGUCUGCACCAGACCGUUCAUUUCCGGCCAUUCUCUGUUGGAGUCCAUUCGGGAAGAAGUUCAACGGGAUCGACUCUCUUAAGCUGAUGACACCCUGGAAUCUGGGAAUUCCUGAUGGAACACUUAGUGGUCUGGAGAAAUUCGAGGCUCCGGAUCCUGCUGAUUUCGUGGGUCGUGGAUACGCCAUCAUCAAUGUCGAUUCCCGUGGAGCUUGUGAUUCUGAGGGUCGAAUGACAAUCAUGGGAUCUCGGGAAGCGCAAGAUGGGUACGAUGUUAUUGAAUGGAUCGCCAAACAGCCUUGGUGUAAUGGUUCUGUCGGGAUGGGCGGGAACAGUCACCUAGCCAUUAUUCAAUGGUUUGUCGCUGCUCUCAACCCCCCGUCUCUCAAGUGCAUCGCUCCAUUUGAGGGCUGUGGAGACCUCUAUCGAGAGAAAUUUGCCCGUGGAGGAAUUUAUGGUGGCGAUCUCUUUGACCAUCUCAUCCAAAAGUAUAUGCUGCGCGGGAGGAAUGGUAUCGAGAGUUUCAGAAAGAUGUUUCAGGAGCAGCCGCUUGCGAACGAGUGGUGGAAUGAUAAGCGACCAGAUAUGACCAAAAUCAAAAUUCCAACAUACAUCACUGGGACAUGGUCGAAUACGAUGCAUGGAAUGGGUGCUAUUCGAGGCUGGUUGGAGGUUGACUCGCCGCAUAAAUGGCUUCGCUUCCAUCCGUGGCAGGAGUGGUUUGAUCUGUGGGGAACCCUCAGGCCAAAUCCGAGCUGUUCUCUUUCUUCGAUCGGUAUUUGA
Molecule: messenger RNA, 1005 nt
Organism: Penicillium maclennaniae
Lineage: Eukaryota; Fungi; Ascomycota; Eurotiomycetes; Eurotiales; Aspergillaceae
Exons: 1
Coding region: 1-1005 (334 amino acids)
Molecular function (GO): hydrolase activity
Source: RefSeq, a predicted model, not a curated record